This is a messenger RNA of Lathyrus sativus (Indian pea), 345 nucleotides long. Lineage: Eukaryota; Viridiplantae; Streptophyta; Magnoliopsida; Fabales; Fabaceae. The record is from the annotation of a GenBank genome assembly.
AUGCACAUAAGUUUGGUAGUUGUAUUGAUCUUUUCGCAGGUGGCUGCACUGAACUACAAGGUUAUUAUUCUUGACGAAGUACAUGAAAGAUCAGAGGAGUCUGAUCCUGUACUAGUUUGUGUAAAACGGUUUUUGUUAAAGAACAAUGACUUAAGGGUGGUUUUGAUGUCUGCUACUGAUGAUAUUUCAAGAUAUAGGGACUACUUUAGAGAUCUUGGUAGAGGCGAACGAGUUGAAGUUCUUGCAAUUCCUAGCUCAAAUCAGCACAUGGUUUUCCAACGAAGUGUUUCAUAUGUUGACCAGGCAUGUAUAUGUACUCUGCGCAACUUGUUUUUCAGACAAUAA